CGCGGACACGUUACGGUUAACGUUGUUAUAUGUUUACACAUGACGAACUAUCAUUUUAGUAAUAAACUUUAUAAAUAGUGUUUAAGUGGGAGUUUAAACUUAUAUUGUAGUGUUAUAAGUGGUGUUUUAGUGAUAAAAUGAGUGCAAGAAGUGUUUUUGUGUUUGUGAUUUUGUGUUGUGUAAACAUCCGGGCUCUGUGGCAGACGGAAAUGCCUUCUUUAUUACCGGGUAUAGUGGACCCUUCGGAUAUAUAUCCGGAAGGACCUCCUUCUCCUGAUGGAGUGCCAGCCGAUUACAGUGAUUUUCACCAUCCUGUGAACUCACCUUCUCAUGGUAUGCCGUCUAUUGUGCUACCUGGUGAUUAUCCUGAGGAUUUCGAUAAUCCGUAUGGGUCCAAACCUGAAUAUGUAGAUGACCCUGGGCCUGGGCCAGACUUACAGCAUCCAGUACAGCAUGCAGGUCUUCCGCGGAAGCUGGAGGUCUUCCCUCUACCACGGAAGGCAGAACAUGAGCUCAAGUUUAAUGUAUCGUGGAUACCUUCCUUAGGACCACCCGCAACGGACUAUUCUUUAGAAGUACGAAGCGUGACAGACACGAUAGACUGUCGGUCACAAAUGUGUUAUGAAUACAACAUUCCUGGGCCAAUGACUUGGUGGGUGAUCCCAUCAGUCACAAACCCCGUAGAUGAGCAGUGUGCCAUUCGCCCCGGUUGUGCCUACAUGGUGAGACUAAUCGCACAUCCCUGGGAUGGACACACCUCGGCUAAUAUGCAUGUAGAACUAGAUGAAUGCGUGGUAGGAGUAUGCUCGUGUGCUUACCGUCUCCGUCUUCCUGAACCUUCGGUUACUGCUCAGACAGUUACAAUUAAAGGAGAAAUGUACGCCAAUAUAAGCUGGACUCUGCCCAAACCCAGCUUUCCACAAAGACUGCCGUCCCCUAAGCUGGGCAAGAAAAGCUAUGUUGUCAGUCUGGGCAAGCAGAUGGUGUCAGACGCUCACCCAGCUCCUUGGUUCGCGAAUAUGAUCGCUCGUACCGUGGACGCCGACGGCCUAGUAGCACAGGGUGACACCACUCAUUACCUUCUCCUACCAGCCAGCGAGCUCAGUGCUGAACGUAGCGAUGAGCGGAGCGGGGACGAUGAACGGAGAAAACGGCCGCGACACUUCCCGCCUAAAGUUAAAUUGUUAGCUAGAGUCAGUUUGAUAGAUGAGAGAGGAUGUAAUGGGCCUGCUGGAAACGCUACCGCUUAUGAUCCUGCGGCAGCGGCGGCAGCCUCGAGCAAAUUUUCUUUUGGAACCUAUGCGAUCCUAGGCGCCUUACUCGGUGCUUGGGCGAUGGGUGCAGUGUUCGUUUUAAGCGCUCGCGUCGUAAAACGCGUACUGAAAUCAUUCCGCCCCGCUCCUGUCUCCGCUCCGCUUGAGCCACUGCGUCGUAGGCCUGCCUGGUUCCCGCUGCAGCUGCGUGGGAAUAAUGAAAUACCGGCGCGAGGUCAGAUGGAAGAGAGUCCAUUGUACACACAGAAAGAAUUUGAGAUUGAAGAUGAAGCUGAUGAAUGGGAAGUAAGCAGGUCUAGAGUGCACCUAGGAGCUCUGAUAGGCAGUGGAGCCUUCGGCAGAGUGCAUGCCGCCCAGUUAGACAUGCCUGGAGGAGAGACCAUCACGGUAGCUGCCAAAAUGCUCACAGAGGAAGUGUCAGAGGAAGAAAUGCAGGACUUCCUACGAGAGAUCGAAAUGCUCAAACAUGUUGGUUCACAUAAGCAUGUUAUUAGACUAAUAGCUUGUUGCACCAGACGGGCGCCGCUUAUAGCGCUCUUAGAACACGCACCAAGAGGGGAUCUUCUCUCACUUCUCAGAGCUGCAAGAGGAAGAAAGAAAGAUAAUCAACUCUCCAACACUACAAGAAGAGUCGACAGUUCACAAGGAAGACCUUCUGAAGGAGAUUCUGAAUACACGAAUCUUAGUGAUUCAGAUCCCGCUUUAUCGGAAGGCGAUGGCAAAUUGUAUGUAGACAGUGAUAAGAAAAGGGACCAUUAUGUAGCUGAGCCUGCUCUACAGUUAGAUGGCAGCACUAUGAGAGAAUAUGCACUGCAAGUUGCUUUGGGUAUGAGGCAUUUGGAGGAAAGAGGAAUUACGCACAGGGACCUGGCAGCCCGGAACAUAUUAGUAGACGGUUCUGGUCUACUAAAGGUAGCAGACUUUGGUCUCUCAAGGUCGGGAGUGUACGUCCACACGAGAGCCAGACCUGUGCCCCUUCGAUGGCUGGCUCCAGAAGCCAUCUUGCAUUCCCAAUAUUGCAGUGCUAGUGACGUGUGGGCUUUCGCUGUUUUGCUGUGGGAAAUUGCAACCUUAGGUGGCUUCCCAUACGCUGAGCUGAGCAAUCACCAAGUUCCUCCGUUCCUGGCCGGUGGAGGCCGUCUCCCGAAGCCAGUUAGAGCUUCGACCAGACUCUACCAGCUCAUGGUCGAAUGUUGGUCUGAGAACCCAACAGACAGACCCACAUUCGCAAAUAUUGUGGAAAAAUUGACAGUCCAGAAACAAUUAUACGUGGAUUUGGACUGCGUUUUUCCACCUUCAGAAGAAGAACUCGGAUUGAAAGACUUUGAUUUCAACAUGGCUGACACAAAUGGUUAUCCCUAUCGGUGAUUAGUCAUCGUUACACUAAAGACUGAAUAUUUUUAAAUGUUAUAAUUAUCACCCUAUUUGCACA
This is a messenger RNA of Spodoptera litura, 2706 nucleotides long. RefSeq lists its product as uncharacterized. Gene Ontology annotation, cellular component: signaling receptor complex; plasma membrane. NCBI's taxonomy places the organism in Eukaryota, Metazoa, Arthropoda, Insecta, Lepidoptera, Noctuidae. Gene Ontology annotation, biological process: multicellular organism development; positive regulation of kinase activity; protein phosphorylation. Gene Ontology annotation, molecular function: transmembrane receptor protein tyrosine kinase activity; ATP binding. The record is from RefSeq and is a predicted model, not a curated record.